UGAUUUGCCGUGUUGAUUUAAUAUUCCUUCUGGAGGAAUUUAUUAAUUUAAUACUUGUAUAAUUCGCCGUAAACAAAAUUAAAUUAUAUAUCUGUUGCUAUGGGAAAACAUUUGAGUUUAAAGUUUGAUUCUAAAUCGAAUGGCCAAUUUUAUAACCUAUAACGUCAACAGUCACUAAAUAUCAAAACAAACGGGUAUCAUUCAUUAACAACACAUCGACAAUUUAAACGCUUUGACAAAAGCUUGACAAAUCAAAAGGAUGACUAUAGGCAACGCGAAAGCUUUGUACGGAAAAAAGAAAGAUCCCACAUAUCCGCCGCAAGGUGUAAGAUGCCAAAAGUGCCUUGAAUACGGACACUGGUCCUACGAAUGCAAGGGCAAACGAAAGUAUGUUCACAGAUCUUCAAGGACUCAAACAUUGAAAAAACGCCUUAAAGUAAUUGAAAAUGGACAGCAAUCGUCCACUGGCAAAGUCGGAGCGGUUAAGCAGAAGGUAAAAAGAACAGAGGAUUCAAAUAGUAGCAGCAGCAGCAGCAGUAGCAGCAGCAGCAGCAGUGGCAGCGAAUCCAGUUCAUCUGAUUCUGAGUCCAGCAGUGACUCCAGCUCAGACAGUUCCUCAUCCAGUGACAGCAGCUCAGAAUCAAGUGUGUCUGACAAGGAUUGUUAGUUAGGGUUUCUUACAAUAAAUUUAUUUUCUAAUUUUG
This is a messenger RNA of Aethina tumida (small hive beetle), 704 nucleotides long. RefSeq names its product zinc finger CCHC domain-containing protein 10. The record is from RefSeq and is a predicted model, not a curated record. Gene Ontology annotation, molecular function: nucleic acid binding; zinc ion binding. Lineage: Eukaryota; Metazoa; Arthropoda; Insecta; Coleoptera; Nitidulidae. Bases 260 to 667 code for a protein of 135 amino acids. The transcript is spliced from 2 exons.